AUGAGUAUGCCGACUGUGCCUUUUCUUCAAUUUUCCAGGCAAUUGGAGACAGGACAUGGCUGGACAAAGUUGAUUUCCUACUUGUUCUUGACGCCGGAAUCAAGGACUUGGCUGUCGAACUUGAAUUUGUUGAAUCGCCCCCGGAGGAGUACGAACGGGCUGUGCUCAUUGCGCAUGACCGGGCCUUCGAGGAGCAAAGGUUUCUGCCCCGGAUAUGGGAUGCUAUGA
Molecule: messenger RNA, 228 nt
Organism: Cladocopium goreaui
Lineage: Eukaryota; Dinophyceae; Suessiales; Symbiodiniaceae
Source: the annotation of a GenBank genome assembly